AUGUCCCAACCCAACGGCCCCCCGCACCUAAUAACCACCACAAAAGCGCACUUCUCCUCCCCCGAAAAAGGCACCCACCCUCCCUUCCAAAUCGACAUCCUGAUCAACAACGCCGGCGUCGCCAACAACCUCACCCUCGAGCACUGCACCAUCCAAGACUUCAACCGGCAGUACGCCGUCAACGUCCUCGGGCCCCUCCUCCUGCUGCAGGCCGCCCUCCCCUACCUGCCGCACGACCGCUCCGGCCGCGUCGUGAACCUGAGCUCCGUGUCGAGCUCCGAGGGCUUCGUGGGGCAGUCCGUCUACGGCGGCACCAAGGCCGCGCUGGAGGCUAUGACCAGGACGUGGGCGAGAGAGCUGGCGGAGCGGGCCACGGUCAAUGCCGUCAAUCCCGGCCCGGUGAAGACAGACAUGUGGGCCGGAACGACGCCCGAGUUCAGAAGGUCGCUGCGGCCCUUCAUUCAGCAGACGCCCGGGAGUGCCAUCCGGCCUGAGCUCGACGACGCGGAUCUCGUAGCCGAUGCCGAGAAUGCCGGGGGCAGACCGGCGUACACCAAGGAGGUUGCCGGCGUCGUUGGGAUGCUGUGCACGCCGGAUAGCUUGUGGUGUACAGGACAGGUAGUCUGUGCCAACGGAGGCAUGAGGAUGGCCAUGUAG
This is a messenger RNA of Drepanopeziza brunnea f. sp. 'multigermtubi' MB_m1, 657 nucleotides long. RefSeq lists its product as uncharacterized. NCBI's taxonomy places the organism in Eukaryota, Fungi, Ascomycota, Leotiomycetes, Helotiales, Drepanopezizaceae. The record is from RefSeq and is a predicted model, not a curated record. Gene Ontology annotation, molecular function: oxidoreductase activity, acting on the CH-OH group of donors, NAD or NADP as acceptor.